Molecule: messenger RNA, 2888 nt
Organism: Harpia harpyja (harpy eagle)
Lineage: Eukaryota; Metazoa; Chordata; Aves; Accipitriformes; Accipitridae
Gene: BPIFC
Product: BPI fold containing family C
Exons: 15
Coding region: 705-2117 (470 amino acids)
Molecular function (GO): lipid binding
Source: RefSeq, a predicted model, not a curated record
UGGUUUAAUGGGAAUGAAAAAAGCAAAAAUAAAUGUCCAUUUGACCAUGAAGUUUGCAAGGAGAGGUUUUGGAUAAAACUUAAUAUAUUUAUUAAAAUGCAGACUAGGGGAUAUGAAAACAUUGUCUGCUGGCACAAAAUUAUUUUCUUUUGUUGACUGUUGGGAGGGAACAUAAAGGGCUUCUCAAAGUUGUGGCUAAGAUCUUAAUAUGUGGUUCCUAAGGUGUGCUUAUCUAUGUUUAUAAGUAAAUGACCUGAUCAGGUUUUCCAAAGUGCAAAGUCCCAGUAACAGUUGAAUCACCAGGAGUCACUGAGAGCUCCAGACAUUUGGGGAAAAAUAAGCUACUUAUUUCACUAACUAGAAGGAGAAAAAAUUACAGCUUAAAAAUUCAGUGCCACUUCCCUUUCAACAGGGUUUGUCCAGGAGGAUGUAUCCCAAGUGCUUUCUCCACUCCCUAUGACAGUGAAUAGGCUGACUUUUCUCCUCUACCCCAAGGAGUUCCAUUUUGCUAACAGUCUGUGCAGAACAGGUCCUCUCUUCCACUGUUGCUGGGCUUUCCACUUUAUCCAUUCUGGAGGGAAAGCUGGUGUCCGAACAGCUCACUCCAGGGAGGGAAAAUGGAGUACAGCCGCCAUGUGACAGCAUGAACAACUUCUGCUAUCAUUAUAAGUAUUUAUUAACAGGUCCUGUAAAAACCAAGGAAGAUGGUGAAGAUUUGCUGUUCUCUCCUCCUCUUAAGUUUGCUCAGUGGGCAACUCAACGCCAACCCCGGACUCAAAGUGAGGAUCACCCAGAAGGGGUUGGAAUAUGCCAAGGAGGUUGGGCUGGAAAUCCUGAAGCAGAAUAUGGAGAAGGACCAUUUCCCCGAUUUGAGUGGCUAUGAGAAAUUUGGGCUUGGUAAUGUCAAAUACAACAUCUCACGAAUACACAUCACUGCUGUUGAAUUCCCCAGUGCUUCCAUCUCCCUCAUACCUGGGACUGGGAUAAAACUGGUGAUUGGAAAUGCUUCUCUAACCAUCGAUAUGAACUGGAACAUAAGGACCUGGAUGUUCAAAGACAGUGGAAGAAGCACAGUCUACAUUUCAAAGGUGUUUGUUACUGCAAUCUUUUCAACACCCCUGGAUAAUACAGGUCAUACAUCAAUAGCACUUACCAGCUGCCGGACAACUUCUGGUGAUAUAGACAUCAAGCUGAGUGGAAAGAGUGGCUUCCUGCGUAACUUCUUUAUCAAGUAUCUGAAGAAACCUAUUCACAGGAGCCUGGUCACUAAUUCAUGUCCCAACAUCAGAUCUGGGAUCCAGUUGAUAGAUGAAGACCUCCGAUCACUGAAUGUCCUAAUGCCGAUUGAUGAUUUGGCUGAAGUAGACUACUCCUUAAAUAGCUUGCCAGCAGUAUUCCAACCAUUCAUUGACCUGGACUUAAAGGGGAUAGUCUACCCAGCUGGAAACUACACUGGCCCUCCCUAUGUGGCAGCUCCCUUCACCAUCCCAGACCAAAGCGACUCCAUGCUCCACCUUGCCUUCUCUGAGUAUUUCUUUCAGACCUCCUCAUUUGCUUACUACACCGCAGGGGCCUUCAGCAUCACCAUUGCAGAGGAGACUUGCAGCUAUUUUAAUAUAAGCACCGAGAUAUUUGGCAGUAUCAUCCCUGAGGUAGCGAAAUAUUCAGUUACACCCUACCCAGUGAUGUUGAAGCUAACAGCUACUGAAAUACCUAUCAUCAGCUUAGAGCAGGAUUCCUUCACGGUAGAGAUUUGGGGCUCCAUGGAGGUGUUUGCUGUUCUGCCAGACUCAGCCACCCAGUCGUUGUUCACAAUGAACAUAGCAGCCAACACCAGCAUUGCUCUGAAUAUAUUUGACCAGAAAUUGAUGGGCUCACUAUGUUUGAACAGGCUCCAGUUCUCGCUAGCCCACUCCAAUGUUGGCUUUUUCGAGAUCUCGCUUCUGGAGAACAUCCUGUCUUACGUUUUACAGACUGAAGUCAUUCCAUCAGCUAAUGCUAAACUGUCAAAAGGAUUCCCUCUUCCCAAUCUGGCCAAUGUUACUUUGACGAGACCUCACAUUACAAUUGUACAGGGAUACCUGUUGAUUUCUACUGAUGUCCACUACAAACACUAAAGGAGAAGAGAGACCAUUUGUUAAGCAUGAACUUCAAAACAAUAGUGUGACUUUGAAGGCUAAAAACUGUCCAGUUCCGCUGAAAUGUGUAACUUGAGCUCUGACAAGGGCGAUGUUAUCCGGGUUGGGACAAGGGGGGAUGCGGGGAGGCAAAGAAAGCUGAUGGAAUGGUUAGGCUGUACAGUGGAGGAGAACAUAUGACACAUGCUUGACAUUAUUUAUUCUGGAGUUUAACCGCUGCAAAAAUGUUUUUAAGAUUAAUGCCUCUCUUGAAAUACAGUCUUGUCUAUACACUUCCAGAAAGGUGCUGCAAUCUCUCGAAGGAAAAGUACGUUGUCAAAAUGCUGCUAGGGCAAGCAUGCCUGCUAAUCUGUUUCUACUGUAACUAUCUUAAAUAACUUCCUUCUGAACACAAUGCACUAAGUAUGAAGUGAGCCCUCUCCACAACUACAACAGACUGGGAAGUGUCCCAAUUACAAUGGGAACAAAAUCUUAGCAGUGUCUUAACUAAACUGUUAACAUAAAUCUUAACAAAGACACAGAAGCAGUCCAGGAAGUGAGACAAAAGUGGCACUGCUACUGCCUUUGAUAGUCCCUCUGCCCCUGUGACACUUCAAAUCCUUGUGUCUGUCAUGUCCCCUGUUAUUGCUUAGCCAGGUUAGAUACACUUAACUCCUUGAAUGUUUCUGUGCAAGUCUAAUCCUCCAACAUCUUUGUCAGCAUUUCUCUAGAUUGAAAUAGUUACAAAUACUUUACUUCUUACUUCAUUUU